AUGAUAUUGAAUUUCAUCGCACUGGCCUUGUUGAAUUUGUUGCCAUUAGCAUUUGCAUUGCCGAAUCAUAUUGUGGCCAGAGAAACUUCGUCAAAUGCUUCGGUCACAGCUCCACCGACUCGGUCUCACCCGACUAGUCUGCCGCAUACCGCAUACAAUGGUACUGCGUCUGUUACUGGUGCGAUUACUGCCACAUCAGUUGGAACAGGCAUUCCUUCCGGCAGCAUUUCACCCAGCGAAACCACCUAUCCUAGCGAUGGGAAACUCCAUAAUGCCGAGCCAGCACCGUAUGACCCCGCAGGAGGUGUUGGAACAAACGGGUCUAUCCCGGUAUAUAACGCCAAGAGUGACUUUGACUACGAAUCCUUGGCCCUUGCACUGUACCAAGCGUGGAUUGAACUGGAUCUAUUCCAAGAUGCAUUGAACCGAUUCUCAGUGGAUGACUUCAUGUCUGCCGGGCUGACAUCCAAGGACCGAGAUCUUAUCGGGUUCAUGGCCCAGCAGGAAGUCGGUCAUGCAACUCUGAUCAGCAACAUGCUCGGCGCCGAAGCACCACAGCAAUGUGCCUACAUCUACCCAUACAACACUGUGAACGAAUUCCUUGACUUUGCCCAGAAGUUAACCCGCUUCGGGGAAGCCGGUGUAUAUGGCUUUCUAGCACAUCUUAACUCACGAGAAGCAGCCACGCUCCUUACACAGUCCAUCUCAACAGAAGCACGCCAGCAAUUGAUUUUCCGCGAGUUCCAGGGCCUCUUCCCCAUGCCUGAAUGGUUCGAAGUCGGAAUUCCACAGUCCUGGGCCUGGACACUGCUUGCACCAUACAUUAGCUGGUGCCCGGAGAACCAGACCCGGCUUAUAUGGGAGAACUUCCCAGCCCUUAGAAUUCUUAAUCAACCUAGUCUGUCAAACAGAGGGAGUGGUGGUGACAACAGCUCCACGACUGUGAAUGAUACCAUCAGCCCAGGAACGAACGUGGUUAGCGGUCGAAGAAAGAGAUCGUCGAGCUCGGGUCGAAACUGUGGCGCGACUGUCACAACCGAAGAUGUGGCACCACUUUCAUAUGCGGGCCGCUACGUCGCGUUGCAAUGGGAUAACCCGGGUAAAGCCGUGGGGCCCAACAACAGCUAUGUUACUACCUCCAGCGCGCAGGCUGCCAAGUACGUCGUGUGGGUGUCGCAGCUUAAUAUAACGUACACGCCGCUGAGAGGCGCGAAUGGGACAAAUGCAACUCGAGGAUAUACUAUCCAGCCAGAUCUGCAGACUUACCAGGGUGAUCCGGCGAUCAAUGGCACGAUGUCUAUUGCUAUCACUGAUUCAAAGCCGGUCUUGAGUCCGUUCAAUAUAAGCUUGAUCAAUCCGCAUAUUGUUGCUGGUCCGGCUAUCUACCAGGCGGGUUGA
Messenger RNA from Penicillium verhagenii, 1398 nucleotides. RefSeq names its product ferritin-like domain-containing protein. Bases 1 to 1398 code for a protein of 465 amino acids. The record is from RefSeq and is a predicted model, not a curated record. The transcript has 2 exons. NCBI's taxonomy places the organism in Eukaryota, Fungi, Ascomycota, Eurotiomycetes, Eurotiales, Aspergillaceae.